Cygnus olor (mute swan) is the source of this 3178-nucleotide messenger RNA. RefSeq names its product inhibin subunit beta B (gene INHBB). Lineage: Eukaryota; Metazoa; Chordata; Aves; Anseriformes; Anatidae. Bases 121 to 1299 code for a protein of 392 amino acids. Gene Ontology annotation, cellular component: extracellular region. The record is from RefSeq and is a predicted model, not a curated record. The transcript is spliced from 2 exons. Gene Ontology annotation, molecular function: cytokine activity; growth factor activity. Gene Ontology annotation, biological process: SMAD protein signal transduction; BMP signaling pathway.
GGCUGCCACCGCCCCCUCCGCGCCGCGGAGCGCUCGGAGCUCGGCGCGGCGCUGCCUGCACACGGGCUCCCUGCGGCGCUCCGGGUGGCGGCCCCCAGCUCGGCCCCCCGCUCCUCCGCCAUGGACGGGGCGGCUCGCCGGGGGGUGCUGGGCGCGCUGCUGGCCUGCGGGCUGCUCCUGCUGGGCGCCUCGGGCACCCCGACCCCGCCGGCCCCCGCCGGCGGCUCCCCGCAGGACACAUGCACCUCCUGCGGCUUCCGGCGGCCCGAGGAGCCGGGCAAGGUGGACGGGGAUUUCCUGGAGGCGGUCAAGAGGCACAUCCUGAGCCGGCUGCAGAUGCGGGACCGGCCCAACAUCACGCACGCCGUGCCCAAGGCGGCCAUGGUCACGGCGCUGCGCAAGCUGCACGCCGGCAAGGUGCGGGAGGACGGCCGCGUGGAGAUCCCCAGCCUGGACGGGCAGGCGAGCGCCGGGCCCCCGGCCCACGACCCCGUCUCCGAGAUCAUCAGCUUCGCCGAGACAGACGAUCUGGCCUCAUCUAGAGUCCGCCUCUAUUUCUUCAUCUCGAAUGAAGGGAACCAGAACUUGUUUGUCGUUCAAGCCAGCCUGUGGCUUUACUUGAAGCUGCUUCCAUAUGUCUUAGAGAAAGGCAGCAGGCGAAAAGUAAGAGUCAAAGUCUAUUUCCAAGACCCGGACACUAGCAACAAGUGGAAUGUGGUUGAAAAGAAAGUCGAUCUCAAAAGAAGUGGUUGGCACACUUUUCCCAUGACAGAGGCGAUCCAGGCUCUGUUUGAGAGAGGAGAAAGGAGACUGAACUUGGAUGUUCAAUGUGAGGGCUGUGAAGAGUAUUCAGUGCUGCCAAUUUAUGUGGACCCCGGGGAGGAAUCCCACCGGCCUUUUUUAGUGGUGCAAGCCCGCCUCGCCGAUAACAAACACAGGAUCCGGAAAAGAGGCCUGGAGUGCGAUGGCAGGACCAAUCUAUGUUGCAGGCAACAGUUUUACAUUGACUUUAGACUCAUUGGGUGGAAUGACUGGAUCAUAGCACCAUCAGGUUACUAUGGGAAUUACUGUGAAGGGAGCUGCCCGGCCUACUUGGCCGGCGUCCCGGGGUCGGCUUCCUCCUUUCACACCGCCGUCGUGAAUCAGUACCGAAUGCGGGGGCUGAACCCGGGCACCGUGAACUCCUGUUGCAUUCCAACCAAACUUAGCACAAUGUCAAUGCUGUACUUUGAUGAUGAAUACAACAUUGUGAAAAGGGACGUUCCCAAUAUGAUUGUGGAAGAAUGUGGUUGUGCUUGAUUUGAGGUGUGUGUUUUUUGGGGGGAGAGAGAGAGAGAACAUUCCCAUACGAGAUGGUGUUGGAGGAAGUUUCACUGUGUAUCCAGGCAUCAGUGUUGAAAAGUCACUGUGGAAAAGUUUGACGAAAAAAAAAAAAAUCAUUUCACUUUGGUGUCAGGACAGUGGCAGUUUGUGGAUCUUGGACACUUAUAUAUCCUACCACUUAUAAGUUAAUGCUAUGAAAUAUCUUAAAGACACACACACACACACACAGUGCGCACGCACACAAACACGCGCUCGUACACGCACAGACACACACACACAGACACAAGGCAGCUUGGAAAAGGGACAUGAGCACAGGAAGUCAGUGACCAGUGACAACGUACCUAAAUGCCUGCCAGUACGAGUGAACGGCUGCGCAGCUGUUUCCCCGCCUGCUGGCGAAGUCAGACCGAAACGAGCUCCCUUUGCUCAGGCAAAAGCACAGACUGCGAGAGCACGACGUAUUCUUGCACGCAGGUGUCAAAAUGACCAAACUUAGAAAAAAGAGAAAAAAAAAAAAAGUCGACUGUCACCUCUUAGGUCUAGCGGGAAGCUGCAGGACACCUGCCUUUGUAGGUGAUCACUUCCUCUUAAUUUAAAUUUAUCUAAAUAAAAGCAUCACAGAAACCCGUAUCUCCCUACAGCACUUCCAGCAAGGAAUCGCGUGGUGACAUCCGAGAGAGAGAAGGAGACAGACGCGUAGGCAACGGCUGUAUUUCUGACAUCGGGCUGUUGCGAAGUCAAAAGCUGGGCUGGCAUUGUCCGAUGCUUUAACUGACCACUAGCAUCCUGCGGAUGGCUGUACCUGUGGUGUCUCGGAGGAGGGGAUUUGACACCGUAUCUGGCCUGCGUUGACCGUGAGCAUCCCUCAGCGAUCCGAGAGCAAAGAGUCAAAGUUGCAAUCUGCGUUCUUCAACGGGGGACUCGGCAAGGGCCUGCCACGUGGGGAGCAAGCAGGCAAGCGACCGCUACCACGGCUAAACCAAUGAACCCUAAAGAGGAGUGACAGUCAUGCAGUGGAGACAUUCUGAAAAAAAUGCAGUGCAUUUAAUAAUGGGCGAGGAACAUUUUAACAAGUCUUGGAAAGGAGGAGAGAGGAGAGUGCUUUCAAUUUCCUUACCAGGAGGUGUCAAGGAUGGCCAUAAAGAUCAGAAAAUAAUGAUACAGCAUAGCACUUGCAAACUGCUUGAAUGCACGUAUAAUAGCACUUGCAAAUUUCAAUGCCUUGAAAAGUGGUACUUGAUAGUGCACUUAUCUUUGCUCACUAUCUAGGUAAACAGGUGCCGCAUGAGCUAUGCAAUUUAAAGUGUUGACCCAUACUAGACAAAACUGGACUUAUGAUAUGACUUUUUUAUAUUUUUUUAUACUUGAAAUUAAAUCUUUUGCUUCUUUUUUAAAGCGAAUGAUUGCUUUUAAUGUUUGCACUGAUUUAGUUGCAUGAUUAGUCAAAAAACUGCCAUUUGAAAAAAAUGUUAUUUUUAUAGCAGCAAAAAAUGAAUACAGUUAAAUGUAUUAUACAUAAAUUUUGGAACCAAAGAGGCCAACAUAUUAGUUAUAAUUUUUAUGAGAUGGCAAAGCCAUCAUAUAUCAUGUAGUCAUACUGAGCAAUCCCUCACGAGGCCUACCAAUUGUUUCAGGGUACAAAAUGGAUUCUGUUUGUUCUAUUCAGUGUCUUUUCUAUACCAUACGCACAUGGAAAGUAGAGUGAAAAAAAAUGACUAUUGUAGAAUACAUUACAAUAUGUGCAUCCUUUAAAUCCAAUUUUUAUGUUUAUUUAAUAAAGUUCCUUUUAGGUUCUGUUCCAUAAUAAUUUAAACCAAACAAAUUUCACUUAGAUUUGCUGUUGAAGUAUUUUACA